Carcharodon carcharias (great white shark) is the source of this 2573-nucleotide messenger RNA. RefSeq names its product calreticulin-like. Gene Ontology annotation, molecular function: calcium ion binding. The record is from RefSeq and is a predicted model, not a curated record. Gene Ontology annotation, biological process: protein folding. Lineage: Eukaryota; Metazoa; Chordata; Chondrichthyes; Lamniformes; Lamnidae. Bases 162 to 1409 code for a protein of 415 amino acids. The transcript has 9 exons. Gene Ontology annotation, cellular component: endoplasmic reticulum membrane; endoplasmic reticulum.
GUUUGACUGACGUGCGCUGUAUAAAGCAUCAGUGGGAGUUACUUCAUUCCUGGUGCUUUCAGUUGUGUCAAACGUGCUUUGGUCGUUGUAUUUUCCCCUUAUAUUUAGCCAAAAAAAAGUAAUUGAGUAAAGAUAGAUAGUAAAAUACCCCCAAUUAAAAGAUGAAAACCAGGUUGCUGCUUUGCCUGCUUGUUGCCGUGGCAGCUGCAGACCCCACAGUUUAUUUUAAGGAGGAAUUUUCUGAUGGAGAUAUCUGGACGCAGCGAUGGAUUGAAUCAAAGCACAAAUCCGACUAUGGAAAGUUCAAGCUGACUCCUGGCAAAUUUUAUGGUGAUGCUGAGAAAGAUAAAGGACUUCAGACGAGUGAGGAUGCCAGAUUCUAUGCAAUGUCUGCAAAGUUUGAACCCUUCAGCAACGAAGGGAAGACUCUUGUUGUCCAAUUCACAGUCAAGCACGAGCAGACAAUUGACUGUGGAGGUGGAUAUGUGAAGAUCUUUCCAUCGACCCUCGAUCAGUCUGAUAUGCACGGAGACUCCAACUACAAUAUUAUGUUUGGUCCUGACAUUUGUGGCCCAGGAACCAAGAAAGUCCAUGUGAUUUUCAAUUACAAAGGGAAGAAUCACUUGAUUUCCAAGGAUAUUCGUUGCAAGGAUGAUGAAUUUACACAUCUCUACACCCUCAUUGUCCGUCCAGACAAUACUUAUGAGGUGAAAAUUGACAACCAAAAAGUUGAAUCAGGCAGUUUGGAAGAAGACUGGGACUUCCUCCCACCCAAGAAAAUCAAGGAUCCGGAAGCUAAGAAACCAGAAGACUGGGAUGAACGUGCAAAGAUCGAUGAUCCAGAGGAUAAAAAACCUGAUGACUGGGAGAAACCAGAACACAUUCCUGACCCUGAUGCCAAGAAACCCGAAGACUGGGAUGAUGAGAUGGAUGGUGAAUGGGAGCCACCUAUGAUUCAGAACAGUGAAUACAAGGGUGAAUGGAAACCACGUCAGAUUGAUAAUCCAGAUUACAAGGGCAAAUGGAUUCACCCUGAAAUUGAUAAUCCUGAGUACACAGCAGAUUCCAGCCUUUACAGUUACAAGGAUAUUGGUGUGAUUGGUCUAGAUCUGUGGCAGGUUAAAUCUGGGACAAUAUUUGAUAAUUUCCUGAUCACAGAUGAUGAAAAAUUUGCAGAAAAAUUUGGAACAGAAACCUGGGGAGCAACUAAGGAUCCAGAAAAGAAAAUGAAGGAGCAACAGGAUGAAGAAGAGCGAAAGAAACGAGAGGAGGAAGAGAAGGAUAAGGAGGAUGAUGCUGAAGGAGAUGAGGAAGAGGAUGAGGAUGAAGAGAAAGAAGAAAAAGAGGAAGAUGAGGAAGAGGAGGAGGAGGAAGAAGAAACAGAUACUGCUCCAAAGGAUGAGUUAUAAAGAUUGUAACAAAUGUUGGGAGAAUGAAUGGCAGCAGAGCUAUGUGCAGAAAAGAACCUUUUACACAAAGCAAUUGGGACCCCUUAUUGGAAUGUUCUUUUUGUUUACAAACAAAUUAGAGAAAUGAGUUAGGGUCUUUAGGGUUGGGGGCAAAAAAGGGGAUGAGAUCUUAUAUUGGAAAAAUAUAUCCACUGAGGAAGGGACUACUGAGAUUUCUAAACCUUGAUUACUAAAAUAUAUUUGGAUCACUAAAGAUAUCACCUUCAUAAUGGUGGGGAAGGAUCUAACCCUGAUAAUGGAACUCAGACUGUUUUGCAUAUUCAACACAGCAAUCUGGAUACAAGAAAUAGCCACAAUGAUCCUGGAAAUCACCUGAGCAUUGUUCACAAUGGGCUGGCCUUUUUUUGCUGUUUUAACUGAGGCGUUAACUUUUUUUAACCUCCUAUUAUAUGGGUCAACCCCUCAGUUAAAAGUUGGUACAAGCCCUUAAGUAUAAUUACAGUAAUGCUUGUUGCUAGUAAUUUCCAAACUUUGGUUCUUAUGCUGUUGGGUUAGUUUAUUUUGUGUCUACUUAUCUAGAUGGACAUAAUACACUGAACCAUGUCUGAGAUCUUACAGUUGAUGCCAGUUAAUUUCCAGGGAGCACUGCUUUAUAAGGUUUUUUGUUUUUGAACCACUCAAUUCCCAAGUGUAAUUAAAAUCUGGUGAUGGGGUUUAACAUAAUGGGGAUGAUCUGAUUUAAAUUGACCAAUUUCACUUCCAUCUGGGGUUUUCCCAUUAACAGGCUUCAACUGUAAGUGUAAUUGUACAGCUGCCUUUAUCCACUCGGAGAACAAUUGUGUUGAGCAGGACUGCACUGGUUAUAUACAUGGAUGUUUAUUGGCUCCUUCCAAAUCCAGGGUCAACUUUGCCUUUGUAUUUUGCAUUCUUUAUAUAGGGGUUUCAAAGAGGGGCAGGGGGGAUUCUUUAUUUCCAACAAAAAAAAAGGAGACUUAAAAUUUCUGUACAGACCAAGUCUAAAAGUUUUGUCAUUUUAAUCCGUUAUUUAAAUGUUGUAAAUUGGUGAUUUAAUCGAUGACAGUGUUUGGAAAACUUGAGUUCUCUGUGUGCAAUACAGAAAUACGUUUGAUCACAUUUCUACAAUAAAUACCAAUGGAAGUGAAA